Molecule: messenger RNA, 375 nt
Organism: Drosophila biarmipes
Lineage: Eukaryota; Metazoa; Arthropoda; Insecta; Diptera; Drosophilidae
Exons: 3
Coding region: 1-318 (105 amino acids)
Source: RefSeq, a predicted model, not a curated record
AUGCCUCUCCUUCCGGAAAAGAAGAAUGUCGAGUCGGUCUUUUCCGUUGGUGAGGUGAACGUUUUCCUCAAAGUGUGCAAAGUGCAAAGUUUAGCGCGAGUGACUAAGGACCACUUGUUAUACGUUUGGCGUUACCGGAAAAAAAGGAAAUAUAGCCAGGAAGUUAGCUGCGGAUCAGGACCACUGACCCUAAUCGGAGUCUAUCAAGCUGCCGGAAAGAUUGGGUCGAGAAAAAGAGGAAAAUCUCCGCUUAGGGUCCCGGCAGCAGCGUUUGCCUUCGGGCGACGCACAAAUCCAUUGCGUUUGGUUAAGUUCUAAAUCAAGAGCUUUUGCUUGGUUCUUAGUUUGAGCAAGAGCGAGAGAGCAAUCGACGUC